UAUGGAGGAGCUCCAGGAGGACCAGCAUUCCCUGGACAAGCUCAGGAUCCUUUGUACGGUUAUUUUGCUGCAGUGGCAGGGCAGGAUGGACAAAUAGAUGCUGAUGAGCUACAGAGAUGUCUCACCCAGUCAGGGAUUGCAGGAGCGUAUAAACCUUUCAACUUAGAGACUUGCAGACUCAUGAUCUCAAUGUUGGAUAGGGAUAUGUCUGGCACACUGGGAUUUAAUGAAUUUAAAGAACUCUGGGCUGUGGUCAAUGGCUGGAAGCAACACUUCAUAACUUUUGACAAUGAUAGAAGUGGUACAGUGGACCGUCAAGAACUGGAGAAAGCCUUGAUGAAUAUGGGAUUUAGACUGAGCCCACAGGCAGUGAGUGCAAUCACAAGGCGAUACAGCACUCGUGGAAAGAUUACAUUUGAUGAUUACAUUGCCUGCUGUGUGAAACUCAGAGCUCUCACUGAAUGUUUUAGAAGAAGGGAUAUAUCUCAGCAGGGUUUUGUGAACUUCCAGUAUGAUGAUUUCAUACAGUGUGUUAUGAGCGUCUAAAUCAAAAGGAAGCAAGCUAUGGAUGAUCACGACUAACAUUCCAGUUUGUGUUUUGCUUUGCCAAAUCUUCGAAUGAUUGUGUAUCUCAAUAUGGGAAAUUGCAUAUUUUAUGAAGGUAUCGCUUUACACACUUGCAUUUUUUUUUAGUUUUGAUAAUGACUAUAAACUACUCAUGUACUGUCAUCUUUAACUUUCAGCCUGUGACUAUUAAAGAUGUUUUUAUUUUCAUAAACUUGCAAUUCACUAUGUAUAGCUCGAAUUAUGCA
Pelecanus crispus (Dalmatian pelican) is the source of this 812-nucleotide messenger RNA. The record is from RefSeq and is a predicted model, not a curated record. Lineage: Eukaryota; Metazoa; Chordata; Aves; Pelecaniformes; Pelecanidae.